Molecule: messenger RNA, 1695 nt
Organism: Oncorhynchus masou masou (cherry salmon)
Lineage: Eukaryota; Metazoa; Chordata; Actinopteri; Salmoniformes; Salmonidae
Product: D(1) dopamine receptor-like
Exons: 3
Coding region: 1-1695 (564 amino acids)
Biological process (GO): G protein-coupled dopamine receptor signaling pathway; adenylate cyclase-activating adrenergic receptor signaling pathway
Cellular component (GO): plasma membrane
Molecular function (GO): dopamine neurotransmitter receptor activity, coupled via Gs; G protein-coupled receptor activity
Source: RefSeq, a predicted model, not a curated record
AUGCAUAACGCGAGCCACCGCCUGGCAGAGAACCAGAGCGAGCCUCAUCUGCCCGAGCCACGCGCGGAUUUACCCGUCACUCGCGCGCUCGUCGGCUGCGUCCUCUCACUGCUCAUCCUCUGGACGUUACUGGGUAACUUCACGGUGUGCGCGGCGGUUCUGCGUUACCGGCACCUGCGCGCCAAAGUCACCAACAUCUUCAUCGUGUCCCUGGCGCUGUCGGACCUCCUCGUGGCGCUGCUCGUGAUGCCGUGGAAGGCGGCGGCAGAGGUGGCGGGGUUCUGGCCCUUCGGUGCGUUCUGUGACACCUGGGUGGCGAGCGACAUCAUGUGUUCCACGGCGUCCAUCUUGAAUCUGUGCAUGAUCAGUGUGGACCGCUACUGGGCGAUAUCCAGCCCGUUCCGUUACGAGAGGAGAAUGAACCGCCGCGUGGCCUUCGUCAUGGUCGGCGUGACCUGGACGGUCUCCGUGGUGAUAUCAUUUGUGCCCGUUCAACUCCACUGGCACCGGGCUGCGAUCACCGGAUACGCCGGGAGCGGUGACGAAUUUACCCGGGACGUUACCGGGUUUAACGUCAGCGGGGUAUAUCAGCUCCACAGGGCGGAGGAGGUGAACGGCUGGAACUGUGACUCCAGUCUGAGUCGGACCUACGCCAUCUCCUCCUCGUUGAUCAGUUUCUACAUCCCCGUGGCGAUCAUGGUGGUCACCUACACACGGAUCUACCGGAUCGCCCAGGUCCAGAUACGCAGGAUAUCCUCCCUGGAGCGGGCCGCAGAACACGCACAGAACUGCCGCUCGGACCCGCACGUGGAUGUGGAUGCAGAUGGGCACGUGCACCACCAUCGUCAUCAUCCUCCUCUUCGUUCUAAACACCGCUGUUCCAUCUUUCACCAAACUACCAAGUCCCCGAAACAUCAUCAUCACCCUGAUCUUCCUCCCCAACACCGGGCCCUGAGGUACUCCAUUAGGAAGGAAACCAAGGUUCUGAAGACUCUGUCUGUCAUCAUGGGGGUCUUCGUCUUCUGCUGGUCCCCCUUCUUCAUCCUCAACUGUGCCAUGCCCUUCUGCCCAGGUCCAGGUACAGCCUCUAGAACUGUGUCAGACCCCUCCUCCCAAUCCUCCCACCUGUACUGUGUCAGUGAAACCACCUUCGACGUCUUCGUGUGGUUCGGUUGGAGCAACUCUUCCUUGAACCCCGUUAUCUACGCCUUCAACACUGAGUUCCGCGAGGCGUUCCUCCGCUUGCUAGGUUGCCGUGGGGACAACGGGUGCUUUGGCGGCUGGACGACGAGCGCCACGCGCGUGGAGAGCGUUGUCUUGGCGAGCAACGACGCCGCCGGCGCCGGGAAGGAGAAGAAGAACUCGCUCUUCACAACGGAGAUGGGUGUGGCUUACGAUACUGGUUGUGGCGCCGGUAGAGGCAGUGUCACAUCUGGUGUAAUCCGCGACCCGGUUAGAGGGAGGGUGCUACCGACACCGCUAACGGACCGUAGAGGAGCUGUAGAGGAGCCGCUGUGUGACUGUGAGGUGGACCCGGUUAGAGGGAGAGGGGACAGUGGGGCAGGUCUCUCAAGGACGCCACCGGCAACGUUAACGAACCGUAGAGGGACGAUAACACAACCAGAGGCGGAGUGCGACUGUCCCACGGAGGAUUGUAAAAGAGACGUAACGGACGGGGACAACGAACUCAAAUGA